Molecule: messenger RNA, 5761 nt
Organism: Chlorocebus sabaeus (green monkey)
Lineage: Eukaryota; Metazoa; Chordata; Mammalia; Primates; Cercopithecidae
Source: RefSeq, a predicted model, not a curated record
GGACGCUGAAGCCUGGGGUGCUGAGUGCGUUGCUGGUAAGUAGCACAGCCAGGUGUUGAACCCAGACUGUGACUCCAGGGUCUGCUCUGUUGGUACCCCUUGAUCUGGGAACAUUUGGCCAGGCGGAGGUCAAGCUCUAGGCUCAGAGGCCAAUGUUGGAACCCGGAGCAUCUCCUGGCACUCUGGUUUUUUGGACCUUAGCAGUCAUUGUUCCUGAAGCUUUACCUUUGUCUUCAACGUUCGUCCUGUUAUUUGCACUGUGCACACACUUCCAUUGAAGCUCCCCAAAUUCUCCAGGUAAAAGUGUGUAUUGAGGUGCUGCCCCAAACAUCAGAUUAGAAAGGAAGAAAUGCACCUGUGGACUGUAUGUCCCAGGGCAGAAACUCAGCCUGCUGACCAUUGGAAAUGGAUCUUUAGUUUAGGCUGCUGACUUGGCCUGGUAGGGCCAGCAGGCUGCAUAUUGGGCUUGGUGUUUUGACAGUGAAUAUAUUUACCCAGGGAUCUUUUACUGGGAGGUGUGAGAAGGCUGAGAAGGGUGUGAGAGGUGUGUGUUCUAUGCCUAAAACGUGUGCUGUGUCCACAGUGUGUGCUAGUAGUCUCAUGCCGAGAGCAUUAAGAGAAGCCAGGGACCCCUCUGAAACCUGCUUGGUAGUGAAGGGGAAGGAAGAAUACAACUUGUCUUUAACAACAUAGUGUGUGGGUGGGGAUCUUCCAAGCCAACUUCUACUCAACCUUCAAAGCCUCACUCAAAUGUUCCCUGUCUCAUGCUCCCUCAGCCGUCAUGUGGCCCAUGUAGCACUUGCUUGGGCUCCUGAGUUCAGCAUGUGACUGAUGAAUUCUUUGCUGAUCCCCAGCCUCUCGUCGUGUCUGAGCACAGUUAGUGCUGAGCAUGUGCCGGUGCAUCUGUGACUCUGGUUCCAUCAGUGGAAGUGUUUUGAAAUAAGCAGAUGCGUUAGUGUCCUGUGACUUCCUUGACACAUUACCACAACCCAGGUGGCUUCAAACGACAGAAAUCUAUUCCCUCACAGUUUUGGAGGCCAGAAGUCCCAAGUCCAGGGGUCAGUUCCCUGCUCUUCUCUUGGCUUCUGAUGGCUGUGGGCAGCCCUUGGUGUUCUCUAGCUUGUAGGUAUAUCCAGCCGGUCUCUGAUUUCAUCAUCAUCUUUUUUUUUUUUCUUUUCUUUUUUUUUUUUUUUUUUUUUGAGAUGGAAUUUCGCUCUUGUUGCCCAGGCUAGAGUGCAAUGGCACCAUCUUGGGCUCACAGCCUCCGCCCCCCACCUGCCCACGUUCAAACAGUUCUCCUGCCUCAGCCUCUUGAGUAGCUGGAAUUACAGGCGCGUGCCACCAUAUCCAGCUAAUUUUGUGUUUUUAUUACAGACGGCGUUUCUCCAUGUUGGCCAGGCUGGUCUUGAACUCCCGACCUCAGAUGCUGGACGAGAACCACCACCUGAUCCAGUGCAUCCUGGAGUACCAGAGCAAGGGCAAGACAGCCGAGUGCACGCAGUACCAGCAAAUCCUGCACCGGAACCUGGUAUACCUGGCCACGAUCGCAGACUCCAACCAGAACAUGCAGUCCCUGCUUCCUGCCCCGCCCACGCAGAACAUGAACCUGGGCCCUGGAGCCCUGACUCAGAGUGGCUCCAGCCAGGGCCUGCACUCCCAGGGCAGCCUGAGUGACGCCAUCAGCACGGGCCUGCCACCCUCCUCCCUCCUGCAGGGCCAGAUUGGCAACGGGCCGAGCCACGUAUCCAUGCAGCAGACGGCGCCUAAUACGCUGCCCACCACCUCCAUGAGCAUCUCGGGGCCUGGCUACAGCCACGCGGGGCCCGCCUCACAGGGCGUCCCCAUGCAGGGGCAAGGCACCAUCGGCAACUACGUGUCUCGGACCAACAUCAACAUGCAGUCCAACCCAGUCUCCAUGAUGCAGCAGCAGGCGGCCACGUCGCACUACAGCUCGGCUCAGGGCGGCAGCCAGCACUACCAGGGCCAGUCGUCCAUCGCCAUGAUGGGGCAGGGCAGCCAGGGGAGCAGCAUGAUGGGGCAGCGGCCUAUGGCACCCUACCGGCCCUCCCAGCAAGGCUCUUCCCAGCAGUACCUGGGCCAGGAGGAGUACUAUGGCGAGCAGUACAGCCACAGCCAGGGCGCCGCAGAGCCCAUGGGCCAGCAGUACUACCCCGACGGCCACGGCGAUUACGCCUACCAGCAGUCAUCCUACACGGAGCAGAGCUACGACCGGUCAUUCGAGGAGUCCACACAGCACUACUACGAGGGGGGAAACUCCCAGUACAGCCAGCAGCAGGCUGGGUACCAGCAGGGCGCCACGCAGCAGCAGACCUACUCCCAGCAGCAGUACCCCAGCCAGCAGAGCUACCCCGGGCAGCAGCAGGGCUACGGGCCUGCCCAGGGAGCCCCGUCACAGUACCCCAGCUACCAGCAAGGCCAAGGCCAGCAGUACGGAAGCUACCGAGCACCGCAGACAGCGCCGUCUGCCCAGCAGCAGCGGCCCUACGGCUAUGAACAGGGCCAGUAUGGAAAUUACCAGCAGUGAGGGACACACGUUCUGGCUGGAACCCUCGUGGUAGCGUGUUCAUCCAGGGGCCGGAUGGGCUGGCAGCAGCUCUGGUGAACUGUGACAUGUUGGUUACCCUUUCGCCCAGUGCCACGUCUGCAUGUGAAGCGUGCUCAUUUCAUGCUGGGUAUGACGCCGAGCGCGCACCCCUGGCGCAAGACAGCGCUUGGUGGUGUGAUACUUUUGGUGCUGUGUAUAGUAUUGUAUGUCGGUACAUGGAGAGGUAUCCUUUUUUUGUCCCCCUGCCCCCUUCUCAAUGUUUCUAGCUAGCUUCAGGGGUCAUUUUGUCAUCAGAGCAUCUGUACCCAGGGACAGGACAGGUUGUGAGGACACCACAGUCCACCUGUUCCCGUCAGCAGACCUUAGGUCUCACUUCCCUCCUCAUGCAGUGUUGUCGUGUGGGUUGUCAACUUUCCUUUAACUGGCUACACCACAGCUGGACACACAUACAGCCCCUGGAGGGCAGCCUCUUCCUGUGCCUCGAUGGGGUGGGUGGGAGGGCAUCUUCUGUGUGUUGGGCCAGUUUCUGUCACAUAACGAAAAGGAUAAGCACCUCCCACGGGAGAGGCCACAGAUGGCCACUUCCCGAGCUUGCUCAUUGCCUGUCUCUCGCCAAUUCCGUUUAUCCAAAAAGGUGCAUAGUUUUGAAUUAAAAAGUAAACAGGGAUCAAUGACUGUAUUCCAGAUAAACAUGGAUCCCUAGGGGCCGUGGACAAAUUGCCUGACCCAGGGCCGGCGGCAUUGCUGAAGGAAAGAGACAGCUCUCUGGGAAGUGGCCCUCAGAGAUUACUCUGGCUCUGACCCUUGUUUAGCUGAUGGUCAUUUCUGGGAUUGGAAUAGUUAAUACACCCGAUUCUAAGUUGAUAGGUAAUUUAAAAUAUUCGAAUCGAAUUUUCCAAACAGUUGGCAAGUUGUUUAUUUUAUAUUAUUUCUUCCAGGACCUACUUGCUCAGAUCUCCAAGCAAGCAUUUCUUUUCUUUUAGGGAUGUCUGAAAGUCACAUCCACUAACAUUACUGUGUUCUUUCUAAUGAAAAGUAAAGGUUUUUUAUAGAGAAACUUGAGUAAUUUUUACAUUUCUAGGACAUUAAAUCCCGUUUAAAUUCUGUGUGAACAUUAAAGACAGCACACUUGCAAAAGUAUGGUCAAAGGAAAAAAAAAAUCCCACAUUCCCAUUAAUAAGUAGCAUGGACUUUUGAUCAACCUUUAUGUGGAAUAAUAAUAUUCAUAUUUGCCAUUAAUCCUUUUAAAAAAAAAUCUUUGGAUAAAUGCUGAUGAAUUUCCAAGAACUACCAAGAAAAUACAAAAGAUAUCCAAUGCUUGAUAUAUGAGGCCUACUAAUAACAAUAUUUCUCUUCAAUUGAUGUUUUGUUUUAAAAGUUAAAAUUCUUGGCCGGGCACAGUGGCUCACACCUGUAAUCCCAGCACUUUGAGAGGCUGAAGCAGGCAGAUCACCUGAGGUUGGAAGUUCAAGACCAGCCUGACCAACAUGGAGAAACCCCGUCCCUACUAAAAAUACAAAAUUAGCCAGGCGUGGUGGUGCAUGCCUGUAAUCCCAGUUACUCGGGAACCUGAGGCAGCAGAAAUGGCUUGAACCUGGGAGGGAGAGGUUGCAGUGAGACGAGAUUGCGCCACUGCACUCCAGCCUGGGCGACAAGAGUGAAACUCUGUCUCAAAAAACACACACACAUACACACGCACACACACACACAAAGUUAAAAGUAAUUAUCCAGAGUUGCUUUAGAAUUUACAAGUCACUUAUGUGUUUUGCCUGAAUUAAUCCUGACAGCCCCUAUGAGGAAAUCUGGAGUAACAGUUCCCAUGUUAGAGAUGAAGAACUGAGGCACAGAUUAAAGGACUUGCCUGUGUUGAAUACCAGUCCUGUUCUAUGACAUUCUCCCCUCCUCUACGGGACAGAUGUCACACACAAAUGGGGAUAGAAGUGUUUAUUUUGUAGGCGUAAGGGUUUUUAAAACCCUUAACACUGGUAAGGGCUUAAAAAUAAAUGUAUAUGUUCAUAUUAAAUUACUGAAAUGAGAGUUAAUUGCUAAUUGACAAAAGUAUUAGCAAUUUCAGUUAGGGAGUCAUCUCCCUUGAUUUUGUUCUUUUCCUGUCGAUUUUCAUAGAACUAAUUUGCAAACUCAAUCGGGGACUAAAAUUUCCCACUGAAAAUGUUAAACAUUUUAGAUAACUGUGAAAAUAGUUUAUUUUUAUUCCUUGCCAAUCUGGGAAUAUGCCUUUUAUGUGUGUUUGUGUGUUUUUUUAAGUGCUGUAUUAAUAAUACUUUCUGAAAGAAAAGGACACUUAUCCCAAAACUUCAAUCUGAAAUGUCUUACAUUAAGAAUAUCUUGAAUGUUGUGUAUAUAUUUUAAAAAGCACUUUGCAAAAUAGUUUGUACAUUUAUUUCCUAAUUUAUACAUGAUUUUUAGUGUUAAUAUAUUUAAUGAUUAAUAACAGAAUGUUUAUUUAAUGUGUUGUCCAUUUUUAUGUAAUAUUGUGAUGGAAAGUGAUGCCAGCAAUUCCUUCUCAUUAACUUAUUCUAUCUUCUGUCCUAUGAAUGUUGAGAAAAGCUUAGGCUAACAUGAAUUGUUUGUGAAGUGUGGUUGAUGGUGCUUUGUUUUUUUCUGACUACUUCUAUGGAAGGCCAGUGGAGAAGCAAAGGAAGAUAUGAAAAUUGACGCUCAUUCUUCUUCUUGUUCCCUGACAUCCAGCAAAUUGUGAAUUUGAAAAAUGAUGACCACAAUUUUCAGAAGGGCUGACAAAUUCAUAUUGGUAUGCAAAAGCUCAUCACCCAUUAGGGUUUGUUGUUGAAUCGAUAUUAAAACAGUACAUCAGAACUCAUGCCAAGAGUCUUUAUGAAUGGGAUUAAGGUGGACAAGAUCUCCUAAGAUCUGAAAAGAAACCUUAAUACACUCAUAUGGUUGGAGUCUUAAGUGAACCUCUGAUUUUGUCAGAGAUUUUCUACGUAUAGGCUUGAAUAGGGGGCAUCCCUUCAAAACUGUACAAAGAAGAAGACUGUUUUCCAUUUAAAAAUUUUUAGCCACUUCAUUUCUAUUUAUUGAACAGGUCAAAUUUGUCUUGUUAUUUGUGAGUACAGUACAUUUAAAAAACAUCCUUAUCGGUUAAUUUUUUUUUUCAGCCGGAGAUUGACGUAUAAAUUGUUCAUGCUUUUGGUGUAAUCUCUUAAUAAACUGGUU